This is a messenger RNA of Carya illinoinensis, 1153 nucleotides long. RefSeq names its product alpha-soluble NSF attachment protein 2. The coding region runs from base 144 to 1013 and encodes 289 amino acids. The transcript is spliced from 9 exons. Gene Ontology annotation, molecular function: soluble NSF attachment protein activity; syntaxin binding. Gene Ontology annotation, biological process: intracellular protein transport; SNARE complex disassembly. Lineage: Eukaryota; Viridiplantae; Streptophyta; Magnoliopsida; Fagales; Juglandaceae. Gene Ontology annotation, cellular component: SNARE complex; vacuolar membrane. The record is from RefSeq and is a predicted model, not a curated record.
CUAUUUAACGACAGCAGCAGUUCUUGGAGUAAUCAGACCUGACCUUUGACAACAAACAUUUUUACCAUUGCUAAAUAUUCUACCCUUAUGACCUUUUCUCUGCAACUCAGAAGAAAAAUCUCAGAAUAAUCAAUCAAUUCUAAAUGGGGGAUCAGAUAGCGAGAGCAGAGGAGUUCGAGAAGAAAGCAGAGAAGAAGCUCAACGGCUGGGGAUUGUUCGGCUCCAAAUAUGAAGACGCAGCCGAUCUCUUCGAUAAAGCUGCCAAUUCCUUCAAGCUCGCCAAAUCCUGGGAUAAGGCUGGAUCAACAUAUGUAAAGUUGGCAACUUGUCAUUUGAAGUUGGAAAGUAAACAUGAAGCUGCCCAAGCUUAUGUUGAUUCUGCUCAUUGCUAUAAGAAGACAUCUGUAAAUGAGGCCAUAUCUUGCUUAGAGCAGGCAGUAAAUCUGUUUUGUGAAAUUGGAAGGCUCAGCAUGGCUGCGAGAUACUUAAAGGAAAUUGCUGAAUUAUAUGAGUCUGAACAGAACAUUGAGCAGUCUAUUGUUUACUUUGAGAAGUCAGCUGACCUCUUCCAAAAUGAAGAAGUUACAACUUCUGCCAAUCAGUGCAAGCAGAAAGUAGCACAAUUUGCUGCUCAACUAGAACAAUACCAGAAGUCAAUCGUGAUUUAUGAGGAGAUAGCACGACAGUCACUCAAUAACAAUUUGCUUAAGUAUGGAGUUAAAGGGCAUCUUCUUAAUGCGGGCAUUUGCCAACUCUGCAAAGGCGAUGUUGUAGCCAUUACCAAUGCAUUAGAGCGAUAUCAGGAACUGGAUCCAACUUUUUCUGGAACACGUGAAUAUAGAUUCUUAGCGGAUAUUGCUGCUGCAAUUGACGAGGAAGAUGUUGUGAAGUUUACUGAUGUUGUCAAAGAAUUCGAUAGCAUGACUCCGCUGGAUUCCUGGAAGACAACCCUUCUAUUGAGGGUGAAGGAAAAGCUGAAGGCGAAAGAACUGGAGGAAGACGAUCUUACCUGAGAUUUUAUAUCCAUUGGUUGGUGUUUUGCUUUUGUUAAUGAUGAUUUCAUUGUAUUAUGUGAUCGUGUCUGGUUACUCUUACUUUACAAUGUACUUUUAAUCCGAUUGGUUAUGCUUAAGUUUGUGUCCCGAGUUUGUAA